Molecule: messenger RNA, 915 nt
Organism: Quercus robur (English oak)
Lineage: Eukaryota; Viridiplantae; Streptophyta; Magnoliopsida; Fagales; Fagaceae
Exons: 3
Coding region: 1-915 (304 amino acids)
Source: RefSeq, a predicted model, not a curated record
AUGGAUUUCCAUUAUGACAUUGAUUUUAUUUUUCCAAAUGAUGAGCCUUCAUUUGACUCAUCUUCUGAUGAUGAUGAGUUGGAACUUACUUUAGCUAUUGCCAUAGAAGAAUUAAACAAUGAAGGAGCAUCAACAUCACGUCGUCGUUCAGUUCAACCUCACAAGUUUAUCUGGCGUAAUCCUUUGCAAGUUCAUGACAGGCUUUUCCAUAAUUAUUUUGCUAAAACACCAGUGUAUCCUCCUAAUGUAUUUCAAAGGAGGUUUCGAAUGAGUCGUUCUCUUAUUCUACGUAUCCAUUCAAGAGUUGAAGUUACUGAACCAUACUUUGUUCAAAAAAGAAAUACGGCUAACACACUUGGGUUAUCUUCCCUUCAAAAGAUGACCGCUACAAUCAGAAUGCUUGCAUAUAGAGUGUCUCACAAUGACAUCAAUGUCCUAGAGCGGUCUUCUAUAUUUUUUGAGCUUGCUGAAGGGCGUGCUCCUCUGGUUAAUUAUUUGAUAAAUGGUAAUGACUAUUCGAUGGAGUACUAUCUUGCAGAUGGUAUAUAUCCAUCAUGGGCAACAUUUGUCAAAACAAUUCCAACACCAAAAGACUGUAAAAGACAACAUUUUGCUUCCGCACAAGAGGCGGCCAGGAAGGAUGUCGAACAUGCAUUUGGAGUACUUCAACAUAAUAUGAUUGUUGAAGAUGAGCGACAUACUUACCUUGGAGCAAAUGACUUCGAUUAUGAUCAAAUCGAUGAUAAUGGACCCGAACUGGUGUCACAUAAUCCCACUUGUAACCUUAUACAGUUCAUUGAACAUCAUAAUUCCAUUAAGGAUAGAGGAAUUCAAUCUCAACUUCAAGUGGAUUUCGUCGAGGAUCUAUGGCAACUACAAGGCCAGUCAUUGGAAUUUGGAAUUCUAAAUUUCUAA